AGUGUGUAGCAGAGGGAGCCACACAAACACAAUUAUCUUGGCAUGAAGCGUGCAGUGACACUGCGAAACGCACUGCACUGAACUAAGACGAAAGACGGCGGACUUGACAGAGACAACAAACUCCUGACCUCCAAAACAGAGAAGGCUUCUGCCUGUUUAAAAACCCAAAACAACCUCACUUCUAUAACCAAAUACCUCUACCAGCCUUCCUUACAAUGCCCACAACAGGAGCUUCUGGAGAUCCAAAGCCUGAGGAUUACUCCACUGCUAUACUGAAACAGAAGAUUCGGCCGAAUCGACUCAUAGUGGAUGAAGCUGCCAAUGAGGACAACAGCAUUGUGUGCCUUUCACAGGCUAAAAUGGAGGAGCUGCAGAUGUUUCGUGGAGACACUGUGGUGUUACGUGGUCGGAAGCGAAGGCAGACAGUCUGCAUCGUUCUCACAGACGACACGUGUGCCAUUGAACGUGUGCGCAUGAACCGUGUCACCCGAAACAAUCUGCGUGUGCGUCUUGGUGAUGUCAUCAGUAUCCAUGCCUGUCCAGAUGUUAAAUAUGGGAAGCGCAUCCAUGUUCUACCCAUUGAUGACACCAUUGAAGGACUGACUGGCAACCUGUUUGAGGUUUUUCUAAAGCCUUAUUUCCUGGAGGCCUACCGGCCUGUUCAUAAAGAUGACAUUUUCUUGGUAAGAGGAGGUAUGAGGGCAGUGGAGUUUAAGGUGAUAGAAACAGACCCCACACCGCACUGCAUUGUUGCCCCAGAUACCAUUGUCCACUGCGACGGAGAGCCGAUCAAACGAGAGGAUGAGGAGGAGAGUCUGAAUGACAUUGGGUAUGAUGACAUCGGGGGUUGUCGUAAACAGCUGGCUCAGAUUAAAGAGAUGGUGGAGCUGCCACUCAGGCACCCUGGCCUGUUCAAAGCCAUUGGAGUGAAGCCUCCGAGGGGAAUUCUGCUGUAUGGCCCGCCCGGCACAGGCAAGACUCUGGUGGCUCGUGCUGUUGCUAACGAAACGGGAGCUUUCUUCUUUCUCAUCAAUGGGCCGGAAAUCAUGAGUAAGCUGGCAGGAGAAUCUGAGAGCAACCUACGAAAGGCCUUUGAGGAGGCCGAAAAAAAUGCCCCUGCAAUCAUCUUCAUUGAUGAAUUGGAUGCAAUUGCUCCAAAACGAGAGAAGACUCAUGGGGAGGUUGAACGAAGGAUCGUCUCUCAGCUGCUCACCCUGAUGGAUGGCCUGAAGCAGCGUGCUCAUGUUGUCGUCAUGGCAGCCACGAACCGACCCAACACUAUUGACCCCGCACUUCGCCGUUUUGGUCGGUUUGAUCGUGAGAUUGACAUUGGCAUCCCUGAUUCCACGGGCAGGCUGGAGAUUUUACAGAUUCAUACCAAAAACAUGAAGCUGUCAGAUGAUGUGGAUCUGGAAAAGAUUGCCAAUGAAACACAUGGGCAUGUGGGAGCAGAUAUGGCAGCUCUGUGUUCAGAGGCAGCACUUCAGGCCAUCCGCAAAAAGAUGAUCCUAAUUGAUCUGGAAGAUGACAGUAUUGAUGCGGACCUUCUCAACUCACUCGCCGUCACCAUGGAUGACUUUAAGUGGGCUCUGAGUCAGAGUAACCCAUCGGCUCUAAGGGAGACAAUAGCGGAGGUUCCUCAGGUAAACUGGGAGGACAUUGGAGGACUGGAUGAGGUGAAGAGAGAGUUACAGGAGCUUGUGCAGUAUCCGGUAGAGUACCCUGACAAGUUUCUAAAGUUUGGAAUGACUCCAUCUCGCGGGGUUCUGUUUUAUGGCCCGCCAGGUUGUGGAAAAACCCUACUAGCUAAAGCCAUUGCCAACGAGUGCCAGGCAAACUUUGUGUCUAUUAAAGGCCCAGAGAUGCUCACCAUGUGGUUUGGCGAAUCAGAGGCAAAUGUCAGAGACGUGUUUGAUAAGGCGCGACAGGCUGCCCCGUGCAUUCUGUUUUUUGAUGAGCUGGACUCCAUUGCUAAAGCACGAGGGGGCGGUGCUGGGGAUGCAGGGGGUGCGGCCGACAGGGUCAUUAACCAGAUUCUGACAGAAAUGGAUGGGAUGAGCGACAAGAAGAAUGUCUUUAUCAUUGGUGCCACCAACAGGCCUGAUAUCAUUGAUCCUGCCAUCCUGAGGCCUGGUCGAUUAGAUCAGUUGAUUUAUAUCCCUCUCCCUGACAUGCUCUCCCGCAGUGCCAUCCUAAGAGCCAACCUCCGCAAGUCCCCUAUCGCUAAGGAUGUAGACCUGGCAUAUCUGUCUCGGAUAACAGAAGGCUUCUCAGGAGCAGACCUGACUGAGAUCUGUCAGAGAGCCUGUAAACUUGCCAUAAGAGAAGCUAUAGAGGCAGAGAUUCGUGUUGAAAGACAGCGGCAGGCCGGGAAAGAAACCGCUAUGGAUGAUGAUUAUGACCCAGUGCCUGAGAUCAGAAAGGAUCAUUUUGAAGAAGCCAUGAGAUUUGCUCGUCGGUCAGUCAGUGACAAUGACAUACGCAAGUAUGAGAUGUUCGCUCAGACUUUGCAGCAGAGCCGUGGAUUUGGCAACUUUAGGUUUCCCACAGCACCUCAGUCAGGUGGAGGUCAGGGGUCAGGCCAAGGCUCUGGAGUUAUGGUGGCCACGCAGGAGCAGAUGAAUCUUGCGAUGGUCCCGGUGGAGCAGCGGGAUUACUGUGCCCAUCACCUGCUCAAACUCAUGAAGUGCAAGAGGGACAACUUUCCCAAUUUUCUCGCCUGCAAGCACGAAAGACAUGACUGGGACUACUGUCAGCAUCAGGACUAUGUGAUGAGGAUGAAAGAGUACGAGCGAGAGAGAAGACUCAACCUGAGGAAGAAGAGGCUCGAGGCACAGGCAGCAUAAAGAUUCAAUUCUCCCUUUUCACCCCAUCACUUUCUUCCUGUUUCUGCUGUGUAUAUAAAUAGCUCUCUCAAAAAUAAAGAGUAUCUCAUGAGAA
Paramisgurnus dabryanus is the source of this 2940-nucleotide messenger RNA. Lineage: Eukaryota; Metazoa; Chordata; Actinopteri; Cypriniformes; Cobitidae. The record is from RefSeq and is a predicted model, not a curated record.